Panthera uncia (snow leopard) is the source of this 2349-nucleotide messenger RNA. RefSeq names its product 2-phosphoxylose phosphatase 1 (gene PXYLP1). Gene Ontology annotation, molecular function: phosphatase activity. Gene Ontology annotation, cellular component: Golgi apparatus. Lineage: Eukaryota; Metazoa; Chordata; Mammalia; Carnivora; Felidae. Gene Ontology annotation, biological process: glycosaminoglycan biosynthetic process; chondroitin sulfate proteoglycan biosynthetic process; dephosphorylation. The record is from RefSeq and is a predicted model, not a curated record. The coding region runs from base 782 to 2227 and encodes 481 amino acids. The transcript is spliced from 7 exons.
UUUAUUGAUUUAAAAAAAUAGCACUAAAGAGUAUAACAGUAAAAAGUCUCACUCUUCAGCCCUGUUUCAGAUGACUCAGUCCAGUUUUGUAAUGUAUCUUCUUUAUAACGUAAUUGAGCUCAAACUGUAUAUGCUGUAUUAUAGCUUGCUCCUUUGACUUAACAUAACAUUUUCUGUCAUUACUAACCGUUUGUUAUUUGUACCAUAACACACUGUAAAAACAAAGCAUUAAAUAUGUCAGUAAAUAUUGAAAAGUCCACAGUAGAGAUAACCACUAUUAACUUGGGGACUAUCUCCUUCCACACCUUAUUCUGUAAGUUUACAUGUUUUCUUAAAAUUUCCUGGUAUAUGUUGAGUUGUGCAAAUGUUUGUUUUACCUUCAGAGACACCUAUACAAUAGAUAAGCACUGUAUCUAUUAUGCUGCUGAAAUAGAGAACAAAGGCAAAAGAAAAAAAUUAAAUUUCUUUACAGUUUAGAGCCCAUUGACAAGUCCUUGACACGGGCAGAGUGACCUUCCUGUAGGAGCUCAACCCCCUCGAUGAUGACACUUUGCUAAGGGCAAAAGGCAACCUUAGCUUAACAGUGGCCUCACCUCCAGGAUCCUAACCCCUAGUGAUUUACAGGUAAGUAUGGCCUGCUCUGGAAAACUUGAAAGGACCUACCAUCCUCCGAAUGACAUCUUUGUUGCAAGACCUCUACUUGUCUCAGCUUCAAGUUAGGUUUCAAGGAUGUGUUCCCGAUUGGAGGUGAAACCAUGAAAGGAAAACAGAACGAAUAAUAAUGCUUUUCCGCAAUCGCUUCUUGCUGCUGCUGGCCCUGGCUGCCCUGCUGGCCUUUGUGAGCCUCAGCCUGCAGUUUUUCCACCUGACCCCGGUCUCCACAGCUAAGAAUGGAGUGAGUAGCAAGAGUCGAAAGAGAAUCAUGCCUGACCCAGUGACUGAGCCUCCCGUGAUGGACCCCGUUUACGAAGCUCUUUUGUACUGCAACAUCCCCAGUGUGGCUGAGCGCAGCAUGGAAGGUCACGCCCCGCAUCAUUUUAAGCUGGUCUCCGUGCAUGUGUUCAUUCGACACGGGGACAGGUACCCGCUGUAUGUCAUUCCCAAAACGAAGCGACCAGAAAUUGACUGCACUCUGCUGGCUAACAGGAAACCGUAUCACCCUAAACUGGAAGCUUUCGUUAGUCACAUGUCAAAAGGAUCCGGAGCCUCUUUCGAAAGCCCCCUGCACUCCCUGCCGCUUUACCCCAAUCACGCACUGUGUGAGAUGGGCGAGCUCACGCAGACAGGAGUCGUGCAGCAUUUGCAGAAUGGCCAGCUGCUGAGGGACAUCUAUCUAAAGAAACACAAACUCCUGCCGAAUAACUGGUCCACAGACCAACUUUACUUGGAGACCACUGGGAAAAGCCGGACGCUCCAGAGUGGGCUGGCCUUGCUUUAUGGUUUUCUCCCCGAUUUUGACUGGAAGAAGAUUCAUUUUAGGCACCAGCCAAGUGCUCUCUUCUGCUCCGGAAACUGCUAUUGUCCCCUGAGAAACCAGUAUCUGGAAAAGGAACAGCGUCGCCAAUACCUCUUACGUUUGAAAAACAGCCAGCUGGAGAGGACCUACGAGGACAUGGCCAGGAUCGUGGAUGUCCCCACCAAACAGCUUCGAGCGGCCAACCCCAUAGACUCCAUGCUCUGCCACUUCUGCCACAACGUCAGCUUCCCGUGCACCAGAAAUGGCUGUAUUGACAUGGAGCACUUCAAGGUGAUCAAGACACAUCAGAUAGAGGACGAGAGAGAGAGGCGGGAGAAGAAACUGUAUCUGGGCUAUGCACUCCUGGGCGCCCACCCCAUCCUCAAUCAGACCGUCACCCGGAUGCAGCAUGCCGUGGAGGGCAGGAAAGAAGAGGUCUUCGCCCUCUACUCUGCUCACGAUGUCACCCUGUCACCAGUUCUCAGUGCCUUGGGCCUUAUGGAAGCCAGAUUCCCAAGGUUUGCAGCCAGGUUGAUCUUUGAGCUCUGGCAAGACAGAGAAAAGCCCAGUGAGCAUUCUGUCCGGAUUCUUUAUAAUGGUGUUGAUGUCACGUUCCACACCUCUUUUUGCCAGGACCACCACAAGCAUUCUUCCAAGCCCAUGUGCCCCCUAGAAAACCUAGUCCGCUUUGUCAAAAGGGACAUGUUUGUGGGCCUGGGGAGUAGUACUAGUACUAAUUAUUAUGAUGCAUGUCACAGGGAAGGAUUCUAAAAGGUGAGCAGCACAGUGCUCAUAGAAUCUAUGCCAAUAGAGAGGGAUGGGAAGGGUCCGCUUCUAGUUCUGUCUGUUGCCAAGGGUUUAAGAUUAUUGAUUUAUAAAGGCUAGAAAUUGUG